Messenger RNA from Trichoderma citrinoviride, 4593 nucleotides. Its product is annotated as phospholipid-translocating P-type ATPase. Gene Ontology annotation, cellular component: plasma membrane. Lineage: Eukaryota; Fungi; Ascomycota; Sordariomycetes; Hypocreales; Hypocreaceae. The record is from RefSeq and is a predicted model, not a curated record. The coding region runs from base 1 to 4593 and encodes 1530 amino acids. Gene Ontology annotation, molecular function: ATPase-coupled intramembrane lipid carrier activity; ATP binding; ATP hydrolysis activity. Gene Ontology annotation, biological process: phospholipid translocation. The transcript has 3 exons.
AUGACGAACACUGUUCCGCCACCACCACCGCCGCCGCCCGAAGGGAGCAGCAGUCCGCCCAGGUCGAAGCUAUCGCACACCCAGAGGGCGAGAUGGGCGACUCGCAAGAUGACGGUCAAGAGCAGCGCCAACAAACGCUCGUCGCUGCUGAACCGCAUGCACAAUCGCACGCUGUCGGGCGCGAGUGAGAAGCGCCGCAGCGCGGCUGGUGGUGACGAUGGGCAGCAGCAGGACGGCGAGAACCCUAAGCAGCACGAUGCUGGUGAUGCUGCUGGCUCCGAUGACGGCUCCGAGGAUGAACAGGAGAACCGCAACCUCUACUUCAACCUGCCGCUGCCCGACGAGAUGCUCGAGGAUGGCCACCCCAUCAACGAGUACCCCCGAAACAAGAUUCGUACCGCCAAGUACACUCCCCUCUCGUUCGUGCCAAAGAACCUGUGGUUCCAAUUCCACAACAUUGCCAACAUCUUCUUCUUAUUCCUCAUCAUUCUGGGCUUCUUUUCCAUUUUCGGUACCGUUAAUCCGGGACUCAACGCCGUCCCCCUUAUUGUCAUCGUCGCCCUCACGGCCGUCAAGGAUGCCAUUGAAGACUACCGAAGAACCGUUCUCGAUAACGAGCUGAACAACGCACCGGUCCACCGACUUCACGGCUGGAACAACGUCAACGUCGAAGAGGACAAUGUCUCGGCCUGGAGGAAGUUCAAGAAGGCCAAUUCCGCCUUUUUCGGCCGCAUAUGGCGCGCCAUCCAGAGCACGUGGUCAAAGAAAGCUCGUGCCGAACGCCAGAGGCGAAAAAUGCCCAUUGUCGAAGAUGAACCCCGAGCCUCGAUUGAAACCGUGCGGACCAGGCGAACGAUGCGCGACUCCAUGGCCUCUCCCUUUGAACGCCGCGAUUCCUACGUGUCCACCACCGACGCCGACGAGAUCCAGAUGACGCCUGUCGCUUCGCCCAACCCCAACGUCAUCACCUUUGAGCUCCCCACUCAGGGUGACGCGAAGCGAGCUGAGGCUAUAUCCAGCAUGAAGUCGGACCUGAUCAAUUACGAAUGCCAGACCCAGGGCGCCCGCUUCGCAAGGGACACGUGGAAGAAUCUCGUGGUUGGUGAUUUCGUGCGUAUCUACAAGGACGACGAGAUUCCUGCCGAUGUCAUUAUCCUCUCCACUUCGGACCCCGACGGUGCCUGCUAUGUCGAAACGAAAAACCUGGACGGCGAGACAAAUCUCAAGGUACGACAGGCUCUUCGCUGUGGGCGCGGCAUCAGGCAUGCUCGUGACUGUGAGCGUGCCCAGUUCCGCAUCGAGAGCGAGGCUCCGCAAGCCAACCUGUACAAGUACAACGGUGCCAUCAAGUGGCGACAGAAGGUUCCCGGCUAUGCGGACGAAGAGCCCGAAGAGAUGACCGAGCCAAUCACCAUUGACAACCUGCUGCUGCGAGGCUGCAACCUCCGAAACACCGAAUGGAUCUUGGGCGUCGUCGUCUUCACUGGGCACGACACCAAGAUCAUGAUGAACGCUGGCGUCACCCCCAGCAAGCGUGCCCGCAUUGCCCGCGAAAUGAACUGGACCGUCAUCUGCAACUUCAUCAUCCUCUCCAUCAUGUGCUUGCUUGCGGCCAUCGUCAACGGCGUGUCCUGGGCCAAGGAUGACGCUUCCCAGCAUUUCUUCGAUUUCGGUUCCAUAGGCGGAAGCUCCGGCGUCACUGGAUUCGUCACCUUUUGGGCCGCCAUCAUUGUCUUCCAGAACUUGAUCCCCAUCUCGCUCUACAUUACGCUCGAAAUCGUGCGAACGCUGCAGGCCAUCUUCAUCUACAACGAUGUCGAGAUGUACUACGAACCGAUCGACCAGCCUUGCAUUCCCAAGUCCUGGAACAUCUCUGACGACGUUGGCCAGAUUGAGUACAUUUUCUCGGACAAGACCGGAACACUGACCCAAAACGUCAUGGAGUUCAAGAAGGCCACCAUCAACGGACAACCCUAUGGCGAGGCCUGGACCGAAGCCCAGGCUGGCAUGCAGAAGCGUCUCGGUGUCGAUAUCGAGAAGGAGUCUGAGAGGAUCCUCGCAGAAAUCGCCGAAGCUAAGGUGCAAGCGCUGCAGGGCCUCCGCAAGAUCCACGACAACCCCUAUCUCCACGACGAUGCCAUGACCUUUAUCGCUCCCGACUUUGUUGCGGAUCUGGCUGGCCACCACGGAACCGAGCAGCAACAGGCCAACGAGAACUUUAUGCUGGCUUUGGCUCUUUGCCACACGGUCAUGGCUGAACGCACGCCCGGCGACCCGCCCAGGAUGACGUUCAAGGCGCAGUCUCCCGAUGAAGAAGCUUUGGUCGCUACCGCUCGCGACAUGGGCUUUACGGUGCUGGGUAACUCUUCGGAUGGAAUCAAUGUCAACGUCAUGGGCGAGGAGCGCCACUACCCGCUCCUCAACACCAUCGAGUUCAACUCUACCAGAAAGCGAAUGAGCACCAUUGUCCGGAUGCCCGACGGGCGAAUCAUGCUCUUCUGCAAGGGCGCCGAUUCCGUCAUCUACGCUCGCCUCAAGAGGGGCGAGCAAAAGGAGCUGCGACGUAUUACCGCCGAACACCUGGAAAUGUUUGCCCGCGAGGGUCUGCGUACCCUUUGCAUCGCCCAAAAGGAACUCACCGAACAGGAAUACCGCCAAUGGAAGAAGGAACACGACGCCGCUGCCGCUGCUCUCGAGAACCGUGAGGAGAAGCUUGAAGCUGCUGCCGAGCUCAUCGAACAGGAUCUCAUGCUUCUCGGAGGUACCGCCAUUGAAGACCGUCUCCAAGAUGGUGUGCCCGAUACCAUCCAGCUGCUGGGCGAGGCUGGUAUCAAGCUCUGGGUUCUUACCGGUGACAAGGUCGAGACUGCUAUCAACAUUGGUUUCUCCUGCAACCUGCUCAACAAUGACAUGGAGCUGAUCCAUGUCAAGGUGGAUGAGGAUGCCGCUGAAGGCAAUGGCGCCGAGGACGAGUUCGUUUCUCUUGUUGAGAAGCUGCUGGAUGAGGGCCUGAAGACGUUUGGCUUGACUGGCAACGACGACGACCUUGCUGCUGCCAAGAAGAGCCACGAGCCGCCCGCGCCCACGCACGGACUGGUCAUUGACGGUUUCUCCCUCCUAUGGGCCUUGGACGAUCGUCUGAGGCAGAAGUUCCUCCUUCUCUGCAAGCAGUGCCGAUCCGUCUUGUGUUGCCGUGUCAGCCCCGCGCAAAAGGCCGCCGUUGUGUCCAUGGUCAAGAACGGAUUGGACGUCAUGACUCUGUCCAUUGGUGAUGGUGCCAACGACGUUGCCAUGAUCCAAGAAGCCGAUGUCGGCGUCGGUAUCGCUGGUGUCGAGGGCCGACAGGCCGCCAUGUCUUCCGACUAUGCCAUUGCCCAGUUCCGAUUCUUGCAGCGACUGGUGCUGGUUCACGGACGCUGGUCAUACCGCCGCUUGGCCGAGUCCAUCCCCAACUUCUUCUACAAGAACAUGGUGUGGACUUUUAGCAUCUUCUGGUUCUCCAUUUACACCAACUUCGACAUGACAUAUCUCUUCGAUUACACCUACAUCCUGAUGUUCAACCUGUUCUUCACUUCGGUGCCGGUUGCCAUCAUGGGCGUGCUUGAUCAGGAUGUCUCGGAUGCCGUCUCGUUGGCCGUGCCGCAGCUGUAUCGCCGUGGCAUCGAACGACUGGAAUGGACGCAGAAGAAGUUUUGGCUUUACAUGUUGGACGGUAUUUAUCAGUCCGUCAUGGUUUACUACAUUCCAUAUCUGCUCUUCCAACCUGCACGGCCCGUGACGAUGAACGGCCUGGGAAUUGACGAUCGAUACCGAUUCGGAGCCUACAUCGCGCACCCCGCAGUCCUGACCAUCAACGCUUACAUCCUGAUGAACACGUACCGAUGGGACUGGCUGAUGCUACUCAUCGUGGCACUUAGUGACAUCUUCAUCUUCUUCUGGACUGGCAUCUACACAUCGUUUACCGGGUCUGACCAAUUUUACGGGGCUGCCAAGGAGGUAUACGGCGAGGCGACCUUCUGGGCCGUCUUCGUGCUCGUUCCCGUCAUCUGCCUGUUCCCGCGAUUUGCCAUCAAGUCGCUGCAGAAAGUCUUCUUCCCCUACGACGUGGAUAUCAUCCGAGAGCAGGAUAGACUGGGUGCCUUUGCUCACCUCAAGUCAGAGAGCACCACGGUAGAAGCGAUUGGUGACGAGAAGAGCCAGAAGUCCAAGUCGUCCGGCAGCUCACGAGCGAAGCACGCCCAAUAUGCCAGCGUUGACGAGGAUCUGCGACCCAUCUACCCUCCGUCGACGGUGACGCGAACAACAACGCAAAACUACCACAGCCAGACGGGCAGCGACAGCACUAAUUAUACGGGCAACCGCUUCUCUCUCGAAGUGCCAGCGCAGCAGAACCGGCAGAGCAUAGACCGGGCAAGACCGUCAUAUGAUCGCAUGCGACAGUCAAUGGACCGCAUACGAUACAGCUACGAGGCCAGCAGCGACUUUACGUCUGCUGCCCGGCUGUCCCGCAUCGAGUCCAGUCGCUCCCACGCCGCCUCAGGCCUCACUUCACGGUUGCGCGGGCUAUCAUUGACCAAGAGCGCUAAUGUAUAG